Molecule: messenger RNA, 3678 nt
Organism: Manacus vitellinus (golden-collared manakin)
Lineage: Eukaryota; Metazoa; Chordata; Aves; Passeriformes; Pipridae
Gene: E2F6
Product: E2F transcription factor 6
Exons: 7
Coding region: 69-869 (266 amino acids)
Biological process (GO): regulation of transcription by RNA polymerase II
Cellular component (GO): RNA polymerase II transcription regulator complex
Molecular function (GO): DNA-binding transcription factor activity, RNA polymerase II-specific; protein dimerization activity; RNA polymerase II cis-regulatory region sequence-specific DNA binding
Source: RefSeq, a predicted model, not a curated record
CCGAGCGCCCUCCCUCCUCCGGCUUCUCGGGGCCGGCCGGGGCGAGGAGGAGGAGGGGCCGGGCGGACAUGGCUAGCCGCGAUAAGUGGGAACGCCUGAGGCCGCUGCAGCCGGACACGCUGCGUGUGAGUGAGCCACCAGCGAUCAACCUGAAUGUGCACAAAGAUGCACAGCUUGUGAAAAAAACUGUGGAAGUCAAAAGGCCACGAUUUGAUGCGUCCUUGGUGCUUUUGACACGAAGAUUUAUGGCUCUUCUCAAAAAAGCUCCAGACGGUGUUCUUGAUUUAAAUGAAGUAGCAACAACACUUGGAGUACGAAAACGAAGAGUGUAUGACAUCACCAAUGUGUUGGAUGGAAUCGAUUUAAUUCAGAAAAGGUCUAAGAAUCUUAUCCAGUGGAUAGGUUCUAAUCUUGACCAAGUUGUUGGAAAAGCACCAGAGCAGCAAAACCUUAAAGAUGAACUUUCUGACUUGUCAGCCAUGGAGGAAGCUCUGGAUGAAUUAAUCAACAAUUGUGCUCAUCAGAUAUUUGAACUAACAGAUGACAAAGAAAAUGCAAAACUAGCUUAUGUUACAUACCAAGAUAUCCGAAGCAUUCAGACAUUUCAAGAACAGAUUGUGAUUGCAAUCAAAGCUCCGGAGGAAACCAAAUUGGAAAUACCAGUUCCUAAAGAUGAUCACAUAGAAGUACAUGUGAAGAGCACAAAAGGACCCAUUGAUGUGUAUCUAUGUGAGGUGGAAAAAGAGAAGCCAGAUGCCAAAACUUGUGAAGAUAUGGAUACUGUCACUUCUGAAACUGAACCAUCAGUUCCUCCUGAUGAAGUGAGAUCUCCGAGGGAAGAAAAAAACUUUUCUGAGAUGCCAGAUUAAUUACAACAUAAAAAUCCAAUACAGAAUGUAAAUACCUGUGUUAUGGAACUUUUCCAAAGCUGCUCGGAUCUGCAAACUUCAUAACCUGAAACGUUCCAAAGUGUUUUAAAAAAAACAGCAGUGGAUUGAUUCAGUGCUUUCAUAGGAUUACUUAUCUUACCAGGUCAAAAGACACAACAGUUCCUGGAAUUGCUUUUAGGAGCCUUGUUUUCAUAAUUGCAUGGGAUCUACAGAGCUUUGGGAAAAUUAUAAGGUAUUUUACCUUAUAAUUUUAAUUGACAAAAAACAUAGGUAAUUAAUUGCCUCUAAAAUUGAAGGUUGGAAAACUAUUCCUGGAACAGUCUGCAAUCUGUGUGAGAAUGUAUAGAAUGAAGGAAUGCACUUUCAGUUCUGAGUUCUGCACUACUAAGCAGAAUUGUCAAUGACAAGUUUAGCAAAGAAGUGGUGUAUAGGAAGCUUUUGCUAUAAGGAACAAGGUGUAAAUAUCCUGAGAGUUAUGCCUUACACUGUGUAGGUGCUGUUUGCAUUGUUUGCAUCCAGCUCUGCAUGAACUAUGGUAUCAACACUGAAGUGAAAUAAUUGGGCUUUGUGUACAUACCUGUAUUAUGUCUAGGUAGUUACUGAUGUAGAUUUAUUGAGAUAGUUUGCAUUUCUGCCUUUGUACAGCAAAGAAAUAAAAUACGCUUACAAAAAUAUGAAAUAGUCUAAUAAAACACGUUGGGUUGCCUUUGUUGGAAUUCACUUUGUAACUGCAAACAUUUUAAAUUAUGUGAAAAUUUAAAAUCUGUUUUACAUGGUGCUGGCAGUUAACAGAUCUGCAUCUUGUGAUGCCACAAUCCCAUGGCAAUUUUCAGGAGAAAUGUUGUGGUCAAUAACUACUUAAGUUGGCCCAUUCCUGUUCCCAGAGUUUCCAUAUGGCAGAGCUUUGGCUGAGUAUCAUGACGUCUUUGUGGCUCAGCUUGCAAAAAUACAUGAAAUACUUAUGGACUGUAUCUGUAUUCAUCCAGCUUUAGUAUCCAUAAAAUGAAACUGUGGAGUUUUGAUACUGGGUUUUCUAAUGAACUGUCACUAUACAAAUGCCAUGCUUGGGCUCACUUCACUCCAGUACAGAAAAGUGACACCACAGGUUUUGGGACUUUAAGGGGGUGUGUUGGCUGGUUUGUGUUUAAAUUGGAAGUCCAAGUCCUUGUUCUCCUGAUUUCACAGCAUCAACAACUAUGCAUCUACUCACAACUGGGAAAAAAAACAAGUGCAAGCUUGUGAUAGAAAGUAAUCUUGACUUCUUACAUAUGGGCUACCAACUUCCAGCUCCAGAAUGCAGGACUUCAGUAUUGGAUACUAUUUUUCUGUCUCUGUAAAAUGCAAACUACAGGCUGAGUUGUUACAAUAAUAAAUACAAGCAUGGAAUUAAUACAUAUAUCACGGUAAAAAUGGGGAAUGUGCUCCUACAGUGAAGCUGGAAGUGACAGUAAGAGCAUCUUUUUGCACAGAAAGAUUGUCCUUCAGUGGCUGGCUUCUUUCCAGAUGGCAAACUCUCUAUUUGACUUUUUACAUUGCUGUUGUGCUUUGGUGGGGACGGAGGUCUGUUCUGAAGAGAAGUGUUGAUUCCCCUACGCUGGUUCAACAACUCAGGACAAUGUUUGCCAUAAAACAGCACUAACAACUGAUACUGAAUGCUCUGUGUUAUGGUGGGAUUUUAUUACAUGUUCAUAAAAUCCUAGAAUGGUUUGGGUUGGAAGGACCUUAAAGAUCAUCUAGUUCCAACUCCCCUGCUGUGGGCAGGGCCACUUUCCACUAGAUCACAGAAUGAUCGCUUAAGUUGGAAAUGACCUCCAAGACCAUUGAGUCCAGCCCUAACUGUCCUGUUAACUAGACCAUGGCACUAAGUGUCAUGUCCAGUCGUUCCUUGAACACCUCCAGGGAUGGUAAAUCCACCAGCUCCCUGGUCAGUCUGUUCCAAUACUUAAAAACCUUUCAGUGAGGAAGUUCUUCAGAUGGCCAACCUGAACCUCCCCUGGCACAGCUUAAGGCUAUGUCCUCUCGUCCUUGUUCAAAGCCCCAUCCAGCCUGGCCUUGAACACUUCCAGGCAUGGGGCAUCCACAACUUAUCUGGGCAUAAAUAUUCCUAAUAUUUAGGCUAAACCUACUCUCUUACCCAUUACUCUUUGUCUUAUCUGUGGAGUAAGGAAGUAUAUUUUUACAAAAUAACCAUCUUACAAAUGUUAAGGAAAUCUGUUUUCAAAAGCAGAACAUUAUUUAAAUGAAACAUUAGGAUUUUUCAUUUUGAACAAAUCUCUAGUGGCUGUUUUUCCUUCCUCAUAUGUACAGGUUUUCUAGCUGUAGAAUUCAUUUUUAACUACACAAUUGUCACAGUGAAAUAGGAGAAGCUGCAAUAUGACAAUUACACUAUAAUUAUUAAAUACAUCUGUUCUAAUAGUGCACCUCUAGUGAAACGAAUGGACUUUUGAAGAUUAAAACACUGUCAUUACUAUUUGGUUAUGUACAAUAUUAUCCACUUGCAACACUGGAAAACAAUGUACUGUGUAAGCUCAGUGCACUAACUAACUGAAAAGAUUUGACUUGGACUAGAGGAAAAAUUCCUGAGUGAUGCUGAACUUAAAUACGAGUUCACUUGCAAAUGUGAUAGGACCUUACUCUGAAUUUGUGUAAUAACUGUUGAUUUUUUUUUCUGAGAGGGUAUUAAGGUUAUUUUUGUUGAGCCCAUAUCUGUCCAUUUUCAAUAUAUUUGUGUGUGUAAGCAGCUCCCUUGGGUAAUUGAGGACCCUAUAAUAAAAUUAAAAAGCUCCAA